GUAAAAUUGAAAGAAAAAGAAAGAAACAAACAGAUUAUGGGUUAUCUUUGUUGCAACUCAGUGUUCAUAUGCUUUUUUGUGCUUCUUCUAACUGGAACAAUUUCAUCUCAGCAACCUAGGUGUCCGUUCAACUAUAUAUACCACUUGGGCGAUGGCGUUGCGGACAAUGGCAACGCUAUUCGGACAUUACCUUUCGGUCCUGGCCUCCCCGCUGCACGUUUGCCUUAUGGUGAAACUUAUCCUGGUCGGCCAACCGGCCGUUGGUCCGAUGGUCGUCUGAUCAUAGAUUUUGCAGCCACAGUAUUAGGUCUCACACGGCUUAAGCCAUAUUUGGAUACCAACACUUCUUCAAACGACGGUGUCAUCUUUGCCGUGGCCGGAAGCCCAGUUCUUGACAGGUUCUUUUAUUUGAACAAGGGAGUUACAAUUCCGAACUAUGCUGCUCCUCUUAACCUGCAACAUAAUUGGUUCAGAAGAUACCUUAUGAAUUUCGUCUGUUCGACACCAACAGAAUGUGCUGGUAGGCUGGGAGACUCUCUUUUGUUGUUUGGAGACAUUGAAGGCAAUGAUAUCCACUACCCUUUGCUCCAAGGAAAAUCUAUUCAAGAUAUCCAAACUAAUUACGUACCAUUCGUCACUCAAACCACCAUCAAUACUACAAGAGAGUUGAUCAGGGCAGGGGCGAAACGAGUAAUAGUUCCGGGAAACGUUCCCCUUGGAUGUUACCCUUACAUUCUAAGUGAGUUUCCAAGCAAUGAUCCGACAGCGUACGAUGAUCUUGGGUGUUUGAAGAGUGUGAACAAUCUUGUUUUGUUCAAAAACAAUCAUCUUCGGACAUCUUUGGACUCCCUCAAACUAGAAUUCCCUAAUGUCACCAUCCUCUUCGCCGAUUACUUCACCACUGUUAAAACAGUUCUUCGGACUUCACUUCCUAGUUUUGUUAACAAUACAUUAUUGAAGACUUGUUGCGGAAUCGGAGGUACUUAUAAUUACAACAGAAGACGGUUUUGUGGAUCCUUGGGGGUGCCGGUUUGCUCUGAUCCAAGUAAAUAUAUACAUUGGGAUGGAAUACAUUUGACCCAAGAGACCAACUCUCGGAUCUCACAGAUUCUUGUUCAGCAACUCCUUCCAGCUCUCAGUUGCUCCUAAUUCCACAUUAAUUAUUUAUAUUUGAGUAUGAUUAAAAGGUUAUUAAAAUAAAAUCAUAAAGAUUUACCACAUAUGUAAAAUAAAAAUCCCAUUUCAUAUGGUGUGACAAUAAUGUAUAAUG
Molecule: messenger RNA, 1270 nt
Organism: Sesamum indicum (sesame)
Lineage: Eukaryota; Viridiplantae; Streptophyta; Magnoliopsida; Lamiales; Pedaliaceae
Product: acetylajmalan esterase 2
Molecular function (GO): hydrolase activity, acting on ester bonds
Source: RefSeq, a predicted model, not a curated record